AUGCUUUUCUGGAUCACCUUCCUCGCCUGGCUCGCUGUCUGCGUCAGCUUCGGUUCUGCCGCACCUGUCGAACAAUCAGUCAACAGCACCAUCGUCUCAGCAUGGGAUGUAUACCCCUACUCCCUUCAAAUUCACCUAUUGCGGUCCUCUCCAAUCCAAAGCUACAAGUGGGUCAUCUUCCCAGGACCUAGCGGCGUUCGCGUGAACCCAUGUGGCGACAACCGCUUUGAGCAAGUCUACCAAGGCGAUGGUUUUGGCGCGCUAUUCGACGUCAUGCGCCAGCCUAUUUGGCCUGCGAGAUAUGACGAGGAAGGUCGAGCGUUGCCGGCCACCACCCUCACCAUGGCCAAAUGGUCCACCCUCCUCCUCGCCCUCAUGGCCACCGCCCUCAUCUUCGUCUCCACAUCCGCCGCCAAGCCCAUCCGCCUCAUGUGCACCGAAGUCCCCGAUGACGAUUCCGGCGACAUCUCUACGUCCGACAAGCCCAACAACCCCGAACCAGAGAGCGCCAAGCACUCAGUCCAGAUUCUGCUCUCCCUCGCCAACGAUCGUGACUAUAACUGGAUACUCUUCCAAGGCCCGGCCAAGAUCCCUGUGAGCCCUUGUCCUACGUAUCCGAAGCCAUUCGAAGCUGUUUCCAUGUCGCCUAGUAUUCACUACCCAAAGGACACUAUCAAGCAACCUCCUGGUCCUCCGGCUAUGUCACUCGACAUGGACCCCUGGGACGGCCGUACAAACUGCAAGUGGGUGACUACAGGCGGUAACGAUGCUGGCUUGGUCCAAUGUGAUGAUUACGCUUCUAGCUGUGCGAAGGACGGACAGUUUAUGGAUGGCCCUAUUUACUGUCAGGGUGUGUUCUUUCACCGCGCGUUUGCUUGCGAGUUCUAG
Messenger RNA from Pyrenophora tritici-repentis Pt-1C-BFP, 888 nucleotides. RefSeq names its product Atrophin-1 multi-domain protein. Lineage: Eukaryota; Fungi; Ascomycota; Dothideomycetes; Pleosporales; Pleosporaceae. The record is from RefSeq and is a predicted model, not a curated record.